AUGACAUCAUUAAUUUUUGAAAAGUGGUUACUAGAUAUUGAUCAAAAAACGAGUCAAGAAAAUCGAAAAAUAAUUUUAUUUGUGGAUAAUUGUACUGCUCAUCCUCGUACCUUAUCUACAAAGUUAAAAUCUAUAACGAUUGCAUAUUUUCCCCCAAAUACAACAAGUAAGCUCCAACCAAUGAACCAAGGAAUAAUAAGUAAUCUUAAAGUGUAUUAUCGAAAACGUAUUUUGAACAAAGUUAUUUCAAAUCUUGAACAGAGAACAACAAUUACUCUGCGAGAUUGUAUUUCUGAGGUAUCGAAAGCUUGGAGAAGUGAUGUAACGUCCGAAACCAUAAAAAAAUGUUUUUUCAAAGCGGGAUUUACAAAUGAAAAUAUUGAAACCGAUAUUGAAAUACCAGAUGUACAACGAGAAUGGGAGUUAGUUCAUUGCGAUGGCGUUACUUUACAAGAUUAUUUGAAAAUUGAUGAAGAUAUCGCCGUAUAUGAAUCACCUACUGAAGAAAGUAUUGUAGAAGAGGUUAGAAAAAAAGAAAAUCCUGAUGAAUUUGAAUAA
Messenger RNA from Macrosiphum euphorbiae (potato aphid), 558 nucleotides. The record is from the annotation of a GenBank genome assembly. Lineage: Eukaryota; Metazoa; Arthropoda; Insecta; Hemiptera; Aphididae.